UUAACUAAAGUUAUUGUCUGUCUGAAACCUCGUCGUCUCUCACACAAACAGUGCAACAGCUGCAGACAGACAAGCGUUACUGGUCGGGUAGUGUCUCAUUGGUGACACUAAUGGGAGGGUCUUUCUCUCAAUGUUCAAAAGCACAUCUUUUGGAGAGAGCCAGGAGUUUUAGUGUAAAACACAUCUCCGGCUGAGCUGUUAUGUUUGCGAGCUUCCUGUAAACAUUUCUGUUGCUAAACAAAACCCGAAGAAAAUGGAGAAUCAAGCCCAUAAUCAACGUGGAGAGGUGAGUGAUAGAUGUCUGCUUUCUAAUCUUUUUCUUGUUUGUUUGUUAAAAAUUAUGCAGUGUUCCAAAAGCAUUUUACAGCACAGAUAACAUCUUGUAACUCUACAGAGGCAAUAAUACAUGCUUUAUAUGAAUUCAUUUGUUAAAUAUCUGGUUUUGUUGCAUGCAAGCAGACUAUCCACAAGACAACAUCCCCUUGAUAGCACCUAAGUGAUGCUCAUACUUGUUGCAAAGGUCCUUCAGUUGUGUGUACAAGCAGUGCUGUGUGAAGUUUCAUAUUUGCUUAAGCUGUCAGUGAUACUGUCCUGUGGAAAGAACUUGUCUUGCUUGAGGAACAGACAUCUUUCAGCCUAAACGUGCCACAGAUUUAAACAUUUGUUACGUUUUCUUUCUGAAGAUUUUUCAUGAGGUGUGUUCAUUCACUCUUGUCUAACACUCAUUAACUACUUUUUACUUAACUAUUUCCUAAUUACAUGAUCUUGAGUGGACAGGCCAAUGAAUGUUAUUAUACUCACUCCCUGUCAGGCUCCUGGCGCAGGGAACGCACAGCAUCGCUUCAACAUGAAUCAUUACGCUACUAAGAAGAGUGCAGCGCAGAGCAUGCUGGAUGUGGCUCUUCUGAUGGCGAACUCCUCUCAGCUGAAGACAGUGCUGCAUUCAGGAGCACAGCACCGCUUCUACGUUCCUCUCAUCGCUCUGAUCUCACUGUCCAUCUCACUGCAGGUCAUUGUUGGCCUCCUGCUCAUCUUCAUUGUGAAGUAUGACCUGAAUGAUGUUAAGAAACACUGA
This is a messenger RNA of Sinocyclocheilus grahami, 1075 nucleotides long. Its product is annotated as ninjurin-1-like. The transcript has 3 exons. The coding region runs from base 782 to 1075 and encodes 97 amino acids. Lineage: Eukaryota; Metazoa; Chordata; Actinopteri; Cypriniformes; Cyprinidae. Gene Ontology annotation, biological process: cell adhesion; tissue regeneration. The record is from RefSeq and is a predicted model, not a curated record. Gene Ontology annotation, cellular component: membrane.